AUCGAGACUCUUUCGGCAUACAUGACUGCGUGUAGGUGCAGGAGCGGCGGGAGGCGCGCGGGCUGUAGAUGAGAGGGGAUUUUAGAGGCGCGCGCGGACAUGGGAGAGUCUCAGUCGAGGUCAGUGAUGCUUCACCAUCAGGACCUGAAAUCCGCCUUUGAGGACGCAGACGAUAGCUCCUCCCCCCUGAUGCAGAACAGCAAGUUUGACAAGGACAGGAACUUCAACUUCCUGGCCGAAAAAGGGGAUGACUGCCUCCCCGGAGACGAGAACCGGAACCAGAUGCGCCCCCGCAACCUGGCGUUGGGGCGCGACCCUCCGAGUUCCUCCUCGCCUUCCUCGGGGUUCCAGCUGAACACGGGUCUCAAGUCGCCCCGUUCUCGCCUCCCCUGCUGGAGAACGCUGGAGCCCCUCCCCGAAAUCGAGAGCGGCGAUGACGGAUAUGGUCGCGUUCCCCCAGACGGGGCAGAGGAGGAGAGGAUGGAGGAAGAGCAGGUGAUGAUGAUGAUGAAUCUGAGUGGCAAGAGGAAGGAGCACCAUGGGAAAAAAGGGGGCGGGAGGCAGGAUGAGGACGAGGAGCUGGAUGACGAAUGGGGAGACAGCGAUUCCGAGUCGGAGGUGAGGUGCCGGUCUGGCGGCAGUCAGUCAUCUCUCAAUAUGGAGAGCGGCGGAGAGGCGCCUACUUUUGGAGGUUGGGACCGCAUCGGGGUUGGGGAGCCCAAACUGGGUCAGACAGAUGAGGCGAGCAACCUGGAGGGGGCGCUGUGCCUCCCAGGUGACCAGUCCUCUGACUCGGAUGGCGAGCUGCCAGAACUGAUGGACACGGUGUGGACACUGCGCGACCGCGAGCGCUUCAAGGUGCAGGAGAUGGAGAAGCACCAGGCGCAGCUGACCAUGUACCGCCGGCUGGCGCUGAUCCGCUGGGUGCGCACGCUGCAGAGCCGCGUCCAGGAGCAGCAGAACCGCCUGCAGUCCAGCUUCGACGUCAUCCUCACCCACAGGAAGGAGCUGCUGCGCAUGGGAGCUGCCGCCGCUGUGGCAAGCCCCGCCCCCACAGCAGCUGUAGGCCAAUCAUAGCGAGAAUUUGAGGACAUAGAACUUUACGCCAACGACUGUCUCACAACUUCCUCUUUGUCCAUUUGUCCAGCUGAGAGCUGGAGUGCAGACGUGUCAAACGCGCACUUGAGAUGUAUUUGUGUGUUUGUCCUGAUGUGUGUAGAACCCCGAUCCCAAAAUCCUUUUCACCCUGAAAUGUUUCAUGAUUGUAAAUUAAAGAGGAUUUCUAAACCUCA
Messenger RNA from Oryzias latipes (Japanese medaka), 1292 nucleotides. It is a transcript of the gene c19h1orf216, whose product is annotated as chromosome 19 C1orf216 homolog. Lineage: Eukaryota; Metazoa; Chordata; Actinopteri; Beloniformes; Adrianichthyidae. The record is from RefSeq and is a predicted model, not a curated record.